Protobothrops mucrosquamatus (brown spotted pit viper) is the source of this 939-nucleotide messenger RNA. RefSeq names its product olfactory receptor 5AS1-like. Gene Ontology annotation, cellular component: membrane. The record is from RefSeq and is a predicted model, not a curated record. Gene Ontology annotation, biological process: sensory perception of smell; G protein-coupled receptor signaling pathway. The transcript has a single exon. Bases 1 to 939 code for a protein of 312 amino acids. Lineage: Eukaryota; Metazoa; Chordata; Lepidosauria; Squamata; Viperidae. Gene Ontology annotation, molecular function: G protein-coupled receptor activity; olfactory receptor activity; odorant binding.
AUGACUGGAGGAAACUGCACUGAGGUGGAAGAGUUUAUUCUUCUAGGAUUCACAGAUCAUGUAACCCUACAGUGUGUGCUCUUUGUGAUAUUUUUACUGAUUUAUAGUAUCACUAUUGUAGGGAAUGUUGGGCUCAUUGUGACUGUGAAAAAUGAUUCUCAUCUUCAAAUCCCCAUGUAUUUCUUUCUGAGCAACUUAUCCUUUUUAGACCUUUGCUACUCAUCUGUUGUCACCCCCAAAAUGCUGGUGAAUUUCCUGGUAGAGAGGAAAGUCAUCUUGUACACUGGCUGUAUCUUACAACUCUUUUUUUAUGCAGGUUUAGCAACUACUGAAUGCUACCUUCUGGCUGUGAUGGCAUAUGACCGAUAUGUGGCCAUCUGCAACCCAUUAAAAUAUACCACCAUCAUGUCCAAAACUGUCUGCAUUUCAUUAGUGGUACUGUGCUAUAUAGCUGGAUUUCUAAAUUCAUCCAUACAAGUGGGAUUUCGUUUAAAAUUAACUUGCUGUCAUUCCAACCUCAUCAACCAUUUCUUCUGUGAUGGACCUCCUCUGACUCAUCUUUAUUGUUCUGACAUCCAGCUCGUUCAGAUUCUGCUCUUUGCUUUUGCAGGAUUUAAUGAGGUUGCCACCACAUCCAUAGUGGUAAUCUCCUAUUGCUGUAUCCUUGCCACAGUCCUCCAAAUGCGCUCACUUGAAAGUAUUUACAAAGCAUUCUCUACCUGCUCUUCCCACCUGAUUGUUGUCUGUACUUUCUAUGGGACUGUUCUUUUCAUGUACCUGCGGCCUAGCUCCAGCUAUUCCUUGGAACAAGACAAGAUCGUAUCUGUAUUUUAUGUUGUGAUCAUUCCUAUGCUCAACCCCAUCAUAUAUAGUUUCAGGAACAAAGAAGUUAGAAAUUCCAUGAAAAAAACAUUUCAAAGAAUACCAUUUCCAAGUUAG